CUGGGUAGUGAGUUGUCGGCUGUCGUUCGCAAUGUGCAUACUGCGUUCUUCAACAUUUUUGCACUCUGCUGAAUUUUGAUUACAUUGCAUUGCAUCAUUUACAUUUUUAAUGAGUGAUAUUCGCAUCAAUUUUGUAUAAUUUAGAUUAAAUGAUAUGUAAUCUGUCAAUAAAUGUGUUAGCUAAAUUAAAAUAGUUUUUCUUUCUUAGAUUAUUUGACGUUCAUACUUCAUAUCCACGUGGUGAUUGUCAAGUGAAAGAGGACGUGUUAAUUUUUAUUCAUAUUAUUUAUUAUUAAUUUGUUAAAGUUAUAAUAUACGAAAUGGAUUCGUUAAAUAUGUCUAAAUUAAAUUUAUCUACCGUUCAAAGUGAAGCUCCUAAUGAAACAAGAAAAAAUGAAGUUUCUAUAGUUAAAUAUGAAUCAAAUACAUUUUUGGAUCCAGAUGAUGAAUUCAAAUGUGAAUACAAGGAGGACAUUUGGAAAUAUUUGAUUAAACAGGAAUCUAUGAAACCAACAAUACAACUUCAGUCACCACAGUUGGAGUUUCGCGGUGCCCUAGUUCAACAGUUACGUGAAGUAUCUAAAAAGCUAGGAUUGUCCAUUGCAACUAUACACUCAGCUGUGGCUCACUUAGACCUAUUUAUGGAUGCCCAUAGAUUAAGGUCUGAUCGACUCACACACGUAGCACUGGCUUGCUUAAGUUUAGCAGCAAAGAGCGACGUAAAAUUUAGCCUAGCACCAACACUGAAAACAUUGUCAAAGGCCAGCGGUGUACAAUUAUGUGGUAACACAUUCCGGCAGUUAGAAUGGAUGGUAGGCCAGCAUGUGCGAUGGAGGCUUCUAGCGCCCACGCCUGUAACUUUUGCUUCCUUGUUGGCUCAGUAUGUUGUAACGGACAGCGAUUUGACUACAAGACAUCCGAAAUUUGUAAGGCGCUUCAGACGGGACGGCAUCAAGUUGUUGGAAGCAUAUUUAGAUUUGACAUUGUCAGACGUACGUUUAAAAGUAGUAGACAGCGUAGAAGUGGGUUGUGCGUGCGUAUCAUGCGCGCGCGCGGAGCUUGGUCUAUCCGCAUGGCCCGAUUAUUUAGCUGACGUUGCUGGAAAGACUAAUGAGACAAUCGCACCCAUUGCACGACUACUCCAUAGGAUGAUGCAAAUAAAAUCACGGGAGACUACAGAGUGCGAAGUGGAUCAAGGUUAUAGCAGUGCAAGAACAACACCAAAUAUAACACCUUCCACAUCACCACAAUAUCACAUUACUUCUAACUACCCUCAAAAUAUUUCUAAUAUUAGCUACUACCAAAAUCAGACAGAUUAUAGGUUAUAUAGGGCUAGUAGAUUAAUUGAGGCAAGCGUUGAACCCUCAACCAGUAUGGCUGUGAAACGGAUUAGAGAUCAAAGUGAAAUAGAGUUAGAUAGAAAGAGAUAUAGGGUAGCUAUUUCUCAAGCGGUUCAAUGAUUGCUAGUCUAUGCGAGGUAAGGUUAAACGAUUCUCAAAGGUUUAUUCUAAAUGACCAACAAUGAUUUUUGACUUUAUUUUUUGAGCAUGAAGGUUUUAUUUCUUGCAUAUUUUUAUUUCAUAUGUAACUAAUUUAACGAAAGAAAGGUAAAGUUAUUUUUUUAAUUCGUCUAAUGAUUCUUGGAAAUUUUUACUUGUUUUUAUAUGUCUAAGUGGGAUCAACCUUUGAGAAAUAGUAUUAUGAUACUCAUACAUAUAACAUAGCAAUAAUUUACUCUAAUGCUAUAUAUGACAGACUAUGCCCUAUAAAAAAAAAUAUGUACCAAUCCUUUCGAUUAAAAUAAUAUUUGAUUUUUUUCCAUUAUUGGAGGUUCGCAAAAUUAGGGUUGUGCAAAAUAAGAUUUUGCUUUUUAUAUGGCAUAGUUAAAUAAGUGCCUCUGACCUUAUCUCGCUAGAAAAAUCUGUACAUAUACUAAGUUCCUAUAGAUUGAUUUAUCGUCAUUCCACUCAGAAAAUUGUGGAUAAUAGGAUGUAUUAUUUAUUUGUAUGGUUAGGGGAUGUGGCUGUUAAAUAUUUCUCUUCAAUGUUUUAAGCUCUUGGCAUCUCUGCAGUCUUAUAUAUAACGGCCAUUUUUGAUAUUUGUGGAAUUGUUUAGCAACCACGUUCUUUUAGCUAAUUUUCCUUGUCGAAGUCAUUUAAAAUAUUUAUGCUUUGUUCAGCCCCUAAACUUAACCACUUCAUUCUUAUAUUUUCGUAACUAUUUUUCUGAAUAUUCUAAGCUAUUCCAGAAACUUUCAUAAUGUGGGUUGUCGAAAGUAAUUUUAACGAGAUUAAAUUGACUUCGUAAGGGUUUUUAACACAUAAAUAUGUAGAUAGCUAGCAACAAAUUAAUUAAUUGGGUUCAUAACGGAAUUACGUACUGCCAUUAACACCUUAAAUGUUGUGAACUUUAACGAAUUUUUAAUACAUCUUUUCCAUCAGAAUAGAUCACCAUUCGAUAAUCUCGUGUUUUUUAACUCGUUAAAAAUACAUGCAAUAGAAAAUGUGUAGUAUUAACGAAUAAAAAUCACUAAAGAUAGACUUACAUUAAAUUUCCAAAACAUAGAAAUUAUAUUUCAAAUCUUAAUACUCUUGUUUAAAUUGGCUAUGAUUCUGGUUUUGUAUAUGUUCGCCACGUACUUAGUAUAAAAAAAAUAACUUCGACUUUUAAUCUUCAUAACAUGUCUAAGAAUUCGACCAAAGUCAUAAAACGAACAAACUCUCGCAUCUGUCAAAUUUCUAUUACCAUUUGACAGGUGAGUAUGGCGCUAUUUUCGAAUUAUUUAUGUAAAAUGACAGCGAAGUGUAUUUAAAAAAAAGUAUUGGUUUAUAUCUGUGGUUGCUGACAAUCAUCGCUUUUUUUAGGUAAUUAGCUUAUUAAUAGUCUAUGACAUUGAUAGGAUUUGGAAGAAUUAUAUGUCCUUAUUAACUUUACUACCGUUUAUGAAAGCGAUGUUUUAUCACUAAGCCGUUUGAUUGUUCCAGACAUUACCUUAAUUUUUAGGCUAAAAUUAGUGUUUUUUUAGUGUUUAAUCUAGAACAAUGAAGGUUUUUAAAGAUAUUACGAUAGUACGGAUAACAUUUGACUGAUAACUUAAGGAAUACUAUUGGAGUUGUUGGCCAGAUGCACAUGGCAUGCCAUUGCAAAAAUAUAGAUUACAAUUAUUUAUAGACCCCAUUUCACUACAUAAAGGAUUUUAUAGAGCCAGAUAUAUCCAAUUUAGAAAUAUUCGAAGAAAUCACGGUCACCAACUCCUUAGAAUCCACUUGUCGUAAAAUCUUUGAAAAUAUACGUAAUUGUGUAUUGCGUAUGGUUGUGAACAGAGUUUAUUUUUGAUGUUGCAAACCUAUUUGGGUAUUCAUUGCGGUUAUUAAUAAUUAUUUUGAACGAUUUCCAGCCAGUUGUUUUAUCACUAUUUAUUAUUUAAAUGUCGUUGUCAUUUCGUUGCCUUGUUUGUUGUAAAAAUGUCUAGUUACCAUUGUUUAUCGAACUAUGUAAGACUUAGAUACAGUUUUUUUUAAAUGGUUUAGCAAGCUAAAUUUUCAUAUAGUUUUGUCAAAUUGAAUCUACUAUAAAUUCUUCUUUUUUUCUUAAUUUUGAUUAUAUAAUUUAUAAAAACAUUUGUUACAUGAAUUUUUCAAAGUUUUUCAAUUUAACCUAAUAUCCGAUGUGGUUUUUUUUUAAAUAUUGUCAAAACAUUAUGAACAUAGCUUGCUUCCUGGUCCCGUCAAAUUAGUUCCUCUUUGAUGUUUGGUGAUAUCUGUAGUCAUUUAAACAUAAUAAAUUAUAGUGAUUAAUAUGCUGCGCCCUUUAUAUAAAAGAUUGAUUGCUAUUAAUUAUAUGUGAUUAAAAGUAUAUCAAAUAUUGUAAUGAAUUGUAAUCGUAUCGAGUAUUGCGCAAUCGUUCAAUGUGCAUCUUAUGUAUGUACUUAGUAUUCAUAAUAAUAAAGCAGAGGAAAGUCAGGGUUGCUGCAAUAUGUUACACAUCUAAAAACUAUAAUAGAAACGGUACACAAAUAUAAACAGAUUAAAUUAAAUUGUUUUUAAAAUAGUUUGCCAUACUUUGAAUAAUUUUGUUAAAUGUGUAUAUUAUUGUAGACAUAUUGUCGUAACCCUGUUAUUAAGGCCUAAAUGGUUGGCGCGAUAGUAAAAUUAGCAAAAAUGAAUUAUAUUGCUUAAAGACUGAUGUGAAGGUUCUACUCUGAGUAUGUUUGAUAAAGGAAAUAGUUUUGUACUCGUUAAAUAAAAUUUAAAGAUGCAACUUUAAAUAAAA
Pieris brassicae (large cabbage white) is the source of this 4272-nucleotide messenger RNA. It is a transcript of the gene CycJ, whose product is annotated as cyclin-J-like. The transcript is spliced from 6 exons. Bases 321 to 1460 code for a protein of 379 amino acids. Gene Ontology annotation, cellular component: nucleus; cytoplasm; cyclin-dependent protein kinase holoenzyme complex. Gene Ontology annotation, biological process: regulation of cyclin-dependent protein serine/threonine kinase activity; mitotic cell cycle phase transition. The record is from RefSeq and is a predicted model, not a curated record. Gene Ontology annotation, molecular function: cyclin-dependent protein serine/threonine kinase regulator activity. NCBI's taxonomy places the organism in Eukaryota, Metazoa, Arthropoda, Insecta, Lepidoptera, Pieridae.